Cynocephalus volans (Philippine flying lemur) is the source of this 912-nucleotide messenger RNA. It is a transcript of the gene PCSK1N, whose product is annotated as proprotein convertase subtilisin/kexin type 1 inhibitor. The coding region runs from base 1 to 783 and encodes 260 amino acids. The transcript is spliced from 3 exons. Gene Ontology annotation, molecular function: endopeptidase inhibitor activity. The record is from RefSeq and is a predicted model, not a curated record. NCBI's taxonomy places the organism in Eukaryota, Metazoa, Chordata, Mammalia, Dermoptera, Cynocephalidae. Gene Ontology annotation, biological process: negative regulation of endopeptidase activity.
AUGGCGGGGUCGCCGCUGCUCCGCGGGCCGCGGGCCGGGGGCGUCGGCCUUAUGGUGCUGCUGCUGUUCGGCCUUCUUCGGCCGCCCACCGCUCUGUGCGCGCGGCCGGUAAAGGAGCCCCGCAGCCUGAGCGCAGCGUCGCCGCCCAUGCCUGAGGCUGGCGCUCCCCGCCGCUUCCGGCGGGCGGUGCCCCGAGGAGAGGCGGCGGGCGCGGUGCAGGAGCUGGCGCGGGCGCUGGCGCACCUGCUGGAAGCUGAACGGCAGGAGCGGGCGCGGGCUGAGGCGCAGGAGGCCGAAGAUCAGCAGGCGCGCGUCUUGGCGCAGCUGCUGCGUGUCUGGGGCUCCCCCCGCGCCUCCGACUCGGUGCUGGGCCUGGACGACGACCCCGACGCGCCCGCCGCGCAGCUCGCCCGCGCCCUGCUUCGUGCCCGCCUGGACCCUGCAGCCCUCGCAGCCCAGCUUGUCCCCGCGCCGGCCCCCGCCGCUGCGCUCCGACCCCGGCCCCCAGUCUACGACGACGGCCCCACAGGCCCGGAUGCUGAGGACUCAGGCGACGAGACGCCCGACGUGGACCCCGAGCUGCUGAGGUACUUGCUGGGGAGAAUCCUCUCGGGAAGCGCUGACUCCGAGGCUGUGGCCACCCCGCGCCGCCUCCGCCGCGCCACUGACCAGGAUCUGGCCGCUGAGGUGCCCCCUGAGGGCGUGCUGGGGGCGCUGCUCCGCGUGAAACGCCUGGAGACCCCUGCGCCCCAGGCGCCGGCGCGCCGCCUCCUGCCGCCCUGAGCACUGCCCAGAUCCCGCGCGACCUGAGAUCCAGGAGCGCCUCGCCACCCGGACUGCUCCCCUCCAGCACGUCGAGAGCAGCUUACCCUGGCAGCCGCUGUGGCUGUCCUCCAACCCCAAGAUCUCCAC